AUGGGAGCUGAAAACAGAACACCGGCUUUGCUUUGUAUCGUCCUCAGGGACCUGCAGGACCUGGAUGACUCCACCCAGCUCCCGCUGCUCUGCCACUUCUCUGAGACGGCAGAAGGCCUGACCACCAUCAGAGCCUUCAGACACGAGGCCAAGUUUAAACAGCGCAUGUUGGAGCUGACUGAUACCAACAACACGGCCUACCUGUUUCUGUCUGCUGCCAACCGCUGGCUGGAGGUCCGAACGGACUACCUGGGAGCGGUGAUUGUCCUGACGGUGGCCGUGGCGUCCGUCUGGUCCGGUCAGACAGCUGCCCUGGUGGGACUGGGCCUGACCUACGCCCUCACUAUCACAAACUACUUAAACUGGGUGGUGAGGAACUUAGCAGACUUGGAGGUCCAGAUGGCGGCUGUGAAGAAGGUCAACAGCUUCCUCGGCACCGAGUCCGAGAACUACGAGGGAUCUAUAGAUGCCUCCCAGGUCCCUGAAAACUGGCCUCAUGACGGAGAGAUAAAGAUCCAGGACCUGUGCGUGCGCUACGACCCCAUGCUCAAACCGGUGCUGAAGCACGUCAACGCGUUCAUCAAACCGGGCCAGAAGGUGGGGAUCUGCGGUCGCACCGGCAGCGGGAAGUCCUCCCUCUCUCUGGCCUUCUUCAACAUGGUGGACAUCUUUGAAGGUGGUUUGGAGGUAUUGAAACUGCCCAAGAGAAGGUUGCGUUCACAAUUGACAUACAAACAUCAAAAUGGUAUCGUGAGCUCAUCCUGCUUCAGGUUCAAUCUGGAUCCAGAGAGGAAGUGCACCGACGACCGCCUGUGGGAGGCGCUAGAGAUCGCCCAGCUGAAGAACAUGGUCAAAGCUCUGCCUGGAGGACUGGACGCCAUGGUGACAGAAGGAGGGGAGAACUUCAGCGUCGGUCAGCGGCAGCUCUUCUGCCUCGCCAGAGCCUUCGUCAGAAAGAGCAGCAUCCUCAUCAUGGAUGAAGCCACGGCGUCCAUAGACAUGGCCACGGAGAACAUCUUGCAGAAGGUGGUGAUGACGGCGUUCGCAGACAGAACCGUGGUCACCAUCGCACACCGGGUCCACACCAUCCUGACGGCCGAUCUGGUCAUCGUGAUGAAGAGAGGAAACAUCCUGGAGUACGACAAACCGGAAACUCUGCUGGAGCAGGAGGACGGGAUGUUCGCCUCCUUCGUCAGAGCCGACAUGUAGUCCCCUGAUCGGACGACGGCCGGCAGACUCAUCCGUCUCACUCCUAAACAUCUUUACUUUAAACUUUAAUAUGCAAGGAGGACAAACAGGAAGUCCAUGUCUAAGCCAAGGAUACAGCAGGAAGCUGCGGAGGCGACUGGACGCGGUGUACUGCUAAGGUCCUCCUGGAUCAACAGGCCAUUUCACUUAGGUUCAUACAUCAGCACUAAACAUGUGAUCAUCGAGGGGGGAUUUAUAUAUUCAGACGUGAUUUUAGAGUUUCAAUUAUGUUUGUAAAUUAUUUAGUGUUUGGUUUCGAUGUUAUCACUAAAAAAACUCUGAUUUGGGAUCAAAGACUUGAUCAAGCCUUUAAAAUGAAAUAGUUAUGACUAACGUUUAGGUUACAAGGUUGUUCCUCAUUAAUUCAAUUCCAAAAAAACUUUAUUAAAAGAAAAUUAAACGUCAACUAGCAGUUAUUAGCAGCUACCUGCGUUUCCGCUAAUUAUUCUGUUCAAAUUACUCUUUUUUUCAUUUUUUAUAUGUUACGGUGUAUGAUUAAAUAGCCUUUUUUAUGACCAUCCUCUUAAAUUUACCACAAAUCAAAAUGUCUCUAGGUUAGAAAAGAGCUUUCAAUGUCAAAAUAAAUUCCACGAAGAAAUCAAGCAAUGGUUGAGUUAGCCUCGCUCACAUAGAGCAGCUUUCAACCCAAACACUCUCAGGACGGUGUGUGUCAAUUCGCUGCAUUAAGUAGUCCCAGCCAAGUUCAUGGUUUCCUUUAUAUAAAGCUUUUUUUCUGAUGUUUGGUUUUAAAGGUUUUAAAAACUCUAUUUUUUGUGAACAUUAAGUGAAAUGUAGCUGGAUUUCUUAGUUACAACAAAAGAUCCCGGACAAGCCCCCAACUUUGUUACCUCCCUUUCUCCUUUGGGGAGUUUCUAUAAACGCUGAGCCUUCAGGCUCUUUUAUAAUCAAUGAGUUUUUAAGCUGUUUAACUUUUACGUAUGGCACCACUUUUAUCUAUACUAUAAUAUCACUGAUAUUAAGCAAUAAUGAAGCCAGAGGUGUUCAGUGCCUCGCGCAGCUUUCUCACUGUGAAAGAAGUUGCUUUUUAUUGUAUUAUACACUUAAGGUUUAUUGCAAGGUUCUCCCACAGAUGUACCACUGAUAGAGCAGAUUGAACUGGUCGCUCACAUCAGGAAGAGGAAGAUUCUAGUGACUCUUCGUCAAUCAUGACGAACCUUUUAGGGACGUUUUUAAUUAUCGGGCUCAUAAGGCUAGUUGUAAAAAUGUCUUGAUGGAUGGGAACAUAGAUCAGAAACAAAUAGUUUAUCUUAUCUCAAGAAAUAAAAACAUACUUUUUCAUUUCUUUGACUUAAUAUUCUCAUAUUCAAACUUUUACAGCUAAAUAUUUGUUUGAUCUAGAUUGUUUCUGGUGUGCGUUUGCCGUCACUCCACUCUAUCAGCUGUAUUUCUGUGCAGACUUUAGUGCGAACACUGUAAGGUGCGGCGGCUCCGCCUGCAGCCGCUGAACCUGCUGUCUGUCUGCAGUCAUGCUUUGCUGAACCAUCAGAGGAGAGCUGCUGGUAGCCGGGGAGGUGAUUUUCUGUAAAGUAUCAAUAAAACCUUUUCUAAUAAAAUUAUUUUAUUCUCCACUUCAGUUCAGCUUCAAAUGAGGCAUUUCUGCCAUAAAUUCUUCUCUUUGACCAACUGGUCUUCCUGAAUUAGGAAGACAUUAAAUCUGUGAGUCUUUAAAGUAGUGUAGUUUCUAUAAAUAAUGCAGAGUGAUAGUUUGCAGAAGGAUUCAUAUUUUUCCCUGAUCAUUAUUCACCAGUGUAGCUCUCUGAUAAAUAGAUCCGAGUUGCAGAGCAUUAAGAAAUCUACAUAUUUAAUCUCCAAAUGUCUGAACUUGUAUUGGAUCCUAAUUCUAGCUUUUAAACUCUAUAAUAUUUCCUUAAUUUCAGCCUGAAUUCCUUGUUUAUUUUCUCUGGAAGCUGUGAUGUCGUCCCUUUGCUUUCUUGAUUAAACCAUUUUAACAAGUUUGUUCAGGACUUUAUGACUUAUCUACCGUACAAAGUAAACACCAGAUUUAUUGGGUCACCAGUGUUUAUUUCAAAGACUUUCCUCCCUGAUGUUUCUGUUUUUUGUCUUGUUCAGUUAAACAUCCAAACGUUUAUUUUUCUUCCUCUCAGCAGCGAUGUUCAGAUCUCUGAUCCCUUCAGCUCUUCCUCUCCUGUUUAUCACCUUGUUUCUCUAAAUCUCCGUCAUAUUUACUCCUGCAUUCUGUUUCUGUUGGACUUUUAACAAAACAAACUCUGAAAGAAACUGUUGAUGAAACCGAUUAACGGGGUUUAAUUAAAUGUGUCGUCGUUAAAUCAUCGGCAGCUCUAUGCAGAAAGUCUCACUUCAUCUGAAUUCACACAUCUUCAUGUUAAAUGACACUUUUGUAUGAUUUUUAUAGAUUCUGAGCUUUACCAACUGUGUUAUCAUAUCUGAUGGUUUAAAGAAUAUAAAACAGCUGAUUAUUUGUGCCUAUAUUUUUUUCUACACAUGAAAU
Messenger RNA from Cyprinodon variegatus (sheepshead minnow), 3739 nucleotides. RefSeq names its product ATP-binding cassette sub-family C member 9-like. Lineage: Eukaryota; Metazoa; Chordata; Actinopteri; Cyprinodontiformes; Cyprinodontidae. Gene Ontology annotation, biological process: transmembrane transport. Gene Ontology annotation, cellular component: membrane. Bases 1 to 1209 code for a protein of 402 amino acids. Gene Ontology annotation, molecular function: ABC-type transporter activity; ATP hydrolysis activity; ATP binding. The record is from RefSeq and is a predicted model, not a curated record. The transcript is spliced from 13 exons.